This is a messenger RNA of Opisthocomus hoazin, 882 nucleotides long. Lineage: Eukaryota; Metazoa; Chordata; Aves; Opisthocomiformes; Opisthocomidae. The record is from RefSeq and is a predicted model, not a curated record.
AUGGUGAGCUGUAAGGGUGUUUUGACUUACGGAUAUAUAAUGACUUACCGAAAGGUAGAGGAGGAUGAUGAUGCUGAAUCGCGAGAGGAAGAAGAGAAGGAAGAACUGAAAAACUAUUCAAGAAGAAAGAUUUUUUCCAACUGGAGCCGCUAUGUGGAUACAGAAAAAGAGGGACAGAGUGAACAUGGGGAAUUACAGAGAGGAACAGACUUCAGUGUUUUGCUUAGCUCAGCAGGAGAUUCCUUUACACAGUUCCAAUUUGCUGAUGAGAAAGAAUGGGAUAAAGAAAGCAUAUGCCAUAAGCAGUUAUCUGCGCUUUCUGUUGACUGCCAGUCUUUGGUCCAGGCCCUUCAGGAAUUGCCUCUCCACUUGAGGUUGAAUGUAGCUGCUGAACUUGUGCAGGCAUCAACACCUGUAGAGCUCCCACAGACGAGGUCUAAAAUUAUUGAAGACAGCAAGAGGAGAGAGUUUCUGUUCCGACAGUCUCUGGCUCAGAGUGAGACGGUGUUGGUCUCCAAUCCUGUUGGUGAUUCUGUUGCUCCAUCAAAGCCUGGAAGUAAAAAUGGGCCUAGGGCAAGUGCAGCAGAACCAUUUCAGAGACCCCAUCUGCUGUCAAAGCAAGAGACUGACCAUUUGGAUGAAGAACUAGAUCUUCUCCUAAAUCUGGAUGCUCCCAUUGAUACGGAAAACAGACCUAUGCCAGGGGCGCUAUCCUACAACAUAUCAACUGAGAAAGAUUUGAAAAUUGAUUGUAAGGAAAACGCCCCUUUAAAACUAGAUGUGCCUGAAGAGAAGAGUACAGCAUCACAGCAGCAGCAAACUACAUCUAAAAAUGUUACUGAGGAAGAGCUCGAAGAUUGGCUGGACAGCAUGAUUUCCUGA